AAAAAAAAAAAAGCAACCGACUGGAGAAAAAGUGGAAAGCGGUGAGCGGCGGAGUGGAUUUCGAGAAGUUUCUCUACCCUCACUUUUUUCUCUCCUUAAGUUUUGCAAUUCGAAUUUGGCUGAUUUCCGUACGGCGAACGAAUUGGGGGAAUUUUUGUUGGUUGACGGUGGUGGAUGGGUACAUGCCGGCGGAACACGAUGAAAUUGGAGAGUUUGCCCAAGGGUUUCAGAUUCCGGCCGACCGACGAGGAGCUUGUGAACCAUUAUUUGAGGCUGAAGAUUAACGGCCGUCACUCCGACGUCGACGUCGUCAUCCCCGAGGUUGAUGUCUGUAAAUGGGAGCCAUGGGAUCUUCCUGCGCUCUCUGUGAUAAAAUCCGGUGACCAGGAAUGGUUCUUCUUCUGUCCUCGUGAUAGAAAAUAUCCAAAUGGGAAUCGCUCUAAUCGAGCCACCGAGGCUGGUUACUGGAAAGCCACGGGCAAAGAUCGUACUAUAAAAUCUCAUAAAUCAUCAUCUUUAGGUCGCUCCACUUCCCAAUUAAUUGGCAUGAAGAAGACUCUUGUUUUUCACAGGGGUCGUGCUCCUAAGGGUGAACGUACGAAUUGGAUUAUGCACGAGUAUCGUGCCACUGGACCAGAUCUUGAUGGCACUGGCCCUGGACAGGGAGACUAUGUCCUAUGUCGCUUAUUCGACAAGGCUGAUGAGAAGCUAGACUAUUUGAAAACCGAUGAAGUUGAACAUGCUUCAUCAUCACAUCUGUUUCAAGAAUCUGCGAUGCUGGAUGUUCGCAUGCAAAUGCUCGAGGAGCCGGAGGACUUAAACAAGUGGUGGGUUGAUUUGACUGACACCUGUGCAUCUGAGGGAGUCGAUCAAUCAGGAGAAGAAACAGCUAUGGAGGUUUACGAGCCGUUGAGAGAUGCUUUAAUGUCUGAAGGAGCCAUGCAGUCAAACGGUUAUACUGAUUUAUUUGCUGAUGACUUUGGCGAUGGACAAAACGGAUUGAAUUUUCAAGAUGGAACAUCUGAACAGGAUGCAUCGCUGUCAGAGUUAUUGGAAGGCCUUCAAAACCAUGAUAGCAAUUACUCUUAUGAAGAUUCAAGUAACAGUGACACGUCUGCUGUCACAAAUAAGAGCUCUGUCCCCGGGCCCACCGGUGGUUUAGAACAGACAACGUCUGCAAUCUAUGAGGGUCAAAUAUGUGGGAAUCUCUUACACGCUGAGCAAUCUAGUUGUCAAACCCAUUUACAGUAUGGGGUUAAAGAAGUUGAUUCAUCGAUCGAUAUAGUUGGGGGAACAUGCUACAGACCAGUUCAGACGUUGUGUCACUUGUAUCAUGUGAAAGACGAUACUACCCCUGUUAGUGAAACUGGAAUCAAGAUCCGAACUCAUCGGCCGCGGGUUCGACCAGUUAUUGUGAACAGGAUAGCACAGGGGACUGCUCCGAGGAGAUUUCGUCUUUUGUAUGAUUGUCGACCAAUCGCUGUCUGUUAUGCAAAUUUCAAGGGCGAAGAACAAGAAUCAGAACCACUUAUUACACAGGAGUUAGAAGGCAGCUUUCCCAAUGAGAAUAAGGAGACUGUUAAAACAUGUGAUCCAGUACCAGAUGCUGCGAAACGUGGCAGUGCAAAAGCGGCAUCAUUUACAUCAUUGUUUGUUCGUCAAGGUUCGAGUUAUUACGCUGUCGGCGCAUUCAUGGUAAUAAUCCUGUCAUUAGUUUUUAUCGGAAUGUGGCGCUGUCCCAAUUUUCGAUGCUCUGCAUGGUAAUUGACAUGUGUAAAUUAUGGUGUUAAUGUUAUUAUUAGGUGGUAUACUAUACACUCUUUUAUAAUUUUUUAUUUGUCUAGUGAUUUAUCGAAAGUCGUUUGAUUAAUAAGUAAUAACCGGUAAAUUAGUAGUAUUGAGCAUUGCAAUAUUUGAGUACUAUACACACUCUUUUAAUUUUCGAUUUUCCGAAUUUUUUGGAAGCAUACAUAGUCAAUUAUUGGAUAUUUUGCUUUACGGCCCGAU
Erythranthe guttata (spotted monkey flower) is the source of this 2007-nucleotide messenger RNA. Its product is annotated as protein NTM1-like 9. Gene Ontology annotation, molecular function: DNA binding. NCBI's taxonomy places the organism in Eukaryota, Viridiplantae, Streptophyta, Magnoliopsida, Lamiales, Phrymaceae. The record is from RefSeq and is a predicted model, not a curated record. Gene Ontology annotation, biological process: regulation of DNA-templated transcription.